ACUUGGUGAGGCCUGCUGCUUUGCUGUUUUUCUCUUUCUUUUCCAUUACAAAAAAAAAAAAAGUUUUGAUUUUUUAAUUUUUUUUAACUUUCUGGCAAAGUUCUCUGCUUUUGUCUUCGAGAAAAAGGAUAGAAAAAAAAGGCAACAAAGGAAAAAGUUUCAGAAAAUUUCGGUUCUUGAGCUUUUUUUCUCUCUCGAGCUAAGCGCACACACACACGAGCGGCUCGAUUCGUAAUUUCACCUUUUCGCUCUUUUUUUGUUCUUCCCCUUCCUCUUCAUCUUCUUCUUCUUCUUUCUUCGUCGCUCAAUUUCAAUUCUGUUUUUUUUCACCGAUCGUUUUCUCGAUUUUGACCCUUUUGUGUAUCGUUUUGUAAGUUGAAGAACAUCAUCACAACUGCUUUUUUUUUUUUCUUUCCACGGGAACUCUGAAGAAAUUCUACACGGAUUUGAUCUGUUCAAAGUCUCGAUUGGAUAAAUCAGCAAAAAGGGACGCGGUUUAGGGUUUAUGGUUUGACUGCAAAAUACUGAAAUGGGUUGUGAGGUUUCCAAGUUAUGUGCAUUCUGCUGCGUUUCAGAGCCACAAGAAUCCAAUCAUGGAGUCUCAGGCUUAGGUGAUGAUAGGAGAGGUGAGGGGAAUGAUUUGCCUCAGUUCCGUGAAUUCUCAAUAGAGACGCUGAGGAACGCUACAUCAGGAUUUGCAGCAGAGAACAUAGUAUCAGAGCAUGGAGAGAAAGCUCCAAAUGUUGUGUACAAAGGGAAACUGGAUAAUCAAAGACGUGUUGCUGUCAAAAGGUUUAACAGGAAAGCUUGGCCUGAUUCUCGUCAGUUUCUGGAGGAAGCUAAAGCUGUUGGUCAGCUACGGAACUAUAGGAUGGCAAAUCUGCUUGGAUGUUGCUAUGAAGGUGAAGAGAGACUUCUUGUUGCAGAGUUUAUGCCCAACGAAACUUUGGCAAAGCAUCUUUUCCAUUGGGAGUCACAACCGAUGAAGUGGGCGAUGCGACUAAGAGUAGCUUUACAUAUAGCUCAAGCUUUAGAGUACUGUACAGGGAAAGGGCGUGCACUGUACCAUGACUUGAAUGCUUAUAGAGUUCUCUUUGAUGAUGACUCGAAUCCAAGACUUUCAUGCUUUGGUCUGAUGAAAAAUAGUAGAGAUGGAAAGAGUUAUAGUACUAACCUGGCUUUCACUCCUCCUGAGUAUCUCAGAACAGGACGUGUGACACCAGAAAGUGUGAUGUACAGUUAUGGAACUCUGUUGCUUGAUCUUCUUAGUGGGAAACACAUUCCUCCAAGUCAUGCACUGGACCUUAUACGGGACAGGAACAUUCAAAUGUUGAUUGAUUCAUGCUUAGAAGGCCAAUUCUCAAGUGAUGACGGGACCGAACUAAUACGGCUAGCUUCGAGGUGCUUGCAGUAUGAGCCUCGAGAACGGCCUAACCCAAAAUCACUAGUCACUGCAAUGAUUCCUCUUCAGAAGGAUCUUGAGACUCCUUCUCAUCAACUGAUGGGCAUACCAAGCAGUGCCUCAACAACGCCUCUUUCACCACUCGGAGAAGCAUGUCUAAGAACAGAUCUAACUGCCAUACAUGAGAUUAUUGAAAAACUUGGAUAUAAAGAUGAUGAAGGAGCAGCUACAGAGCUUUCGUUUCAGAUGUGGACAAACCAGAUGCAGGACUCGCUGAACUUCAAGAAAAAGGGUGAUGUUGCUUUCCGACAUAAAGACUUUGCAAAUGCUGUCGAAUGCUAUUCUCAGUUCAUCGAAGGUGGGACAAUGGUUUCUCCAACUGUUUAUGCAAGGAGAAGUCUGUGUCACCUAAUGAAUGAGAUGCCACAAGAGGCACUGAAUGAUGCAAUGCAAGCCCAAGUGAUAUCUCCUGCUUGGCACAUCGCAUCUUAUCUUCAAGCUGUAGCUUUAUCAGCUCUAGGACAAGAGAACGAAGCUCACGCUGCUCUUAAAGACGGAUCAAUGCUCGAAAGCAAAAGAAAUGCGCUGUUGUGAUGAUAACAGAAACAUGAAUAGGAAAACGAGGGAGGAAACAAGAAGAUUGUUCUGUCUUCUUACAUUACCGAAACACCACAUAGGCUUUGCAGAAUAAGAGAUAGAAGCACUACACAGUUCUCAUAUCGUGUGCAUCAUCAUCAUCAUCAUCAUUGGUCAGUUUCGGGUUUCGCUCUCGUAGUUCCCUUCCCCUUUUCUAUUUUUCUUUUCUAAAUACUCGAAGCAUUCAUUGGAGACUCUAUUUUUGGUUUUAUGUUAGUAGCAUGAACAAAUUCCCUGUUAUACAAAAGAAAAAAGUUCCAUACUUUGAUGGAGAUUUGAUUACUAAUUGGGAAUGGUGUGAUUAUGGAUUUGCUUUGAUGAGUUUCAGGAUUUGUAAUUUAUAAUUAUGUAUGUAAAAGAGGCGAGCACUUUGUAUUUGGCUUUUUGGUAAUCUUAUGAAUUUUGCAUAUCAGAGUCGAUCUUGUUUCC
This is a messenger RNA of Thlaspi arvense, 2467 nucleotides long. Lineage: Eukaryota; Viridiplantae; Streptophyta; Magnoliopsida; Brassicales; Brassicaceae. The record is from the annotation of a GenBank genome assembly.